CUGUAUUACAAUGACGUUGAUGUAUCAAUAUAAUUAAAAUAAAUAAAAAAGGUGUUAAGAAAUUAUGUUUAUUAACACCUUUGGACAAAUGUGGCUAAAGGCUACGCAUUAUAAACACAGGUCAGGCUGUUUCAAAAAGUGUUUUGUAGUGUGUCGGGUUACUGACCUGGUUUGGACAAAAGUAUCUAAAGGCUGAAUGGCUACGCAGUAAAAACACAGAUCCGGGCGUUUCAAAAAAGUGUUUUGUAGUGUGUCGGGUUACUGACCUGGUUUUGAACUUCAGGAAUACACCUCAGACCCUUUCCCCGGGCUGACCCUGGGGGCCCAGUACGCAGUCACCGUCAUGGCUAUCCCUGCCCCAGAGAAAUGGGACAAGUUCUUCUACACCAAGAUCUUCUCCACUAACACGUGCGCAAAGAAGCAUGGAAUCGACCGCUGCAAAAAAGACUGGUACCCUGAACAGAUCGCGCUGAAGCAACAGAGGGCGGAGGUCACCGUGACCUUCAACCUGGCCCCGCCCACCCUGGGCGUCAGGAAGUACUUCUCCUGGUGCUACGGGCCCACAGGAAAGACUUACAUGGGCAUCACACCUGAUUUCUCUAAAAACAAAACUCAUUGCAGUUUCCUCCUAGAGGGCCUGAAAGAAGGAACUAACUACACCUGUGAGAUUGCAGCGGACGAGGUGGAUGCGGUGAGGGCCUCCUUUGACUUCCAGGUUGAGCCGGGGGAGCGAGACGCAGCAGCGGGCGGGACAGGCCCCCGGCCCCUGGCUCUGGUCCUGCCGCUGGCCCUGUCUCUGGGGGUCCUGGCUGCCAUCCUGCUGCUCUUCUUCUGCCGGAGGCCCACCCUGUGGAAGAAGAAGGCGGAUCUGAAGCCAGAUGUUAUUGUGGAACGACAUCAAGACAAGACCACACAGGAGGAAGUCCCCUUGUUGCCAGAGGGAGGUGUGACUCCGCCCCGCCUUCUGAUUUGCUACUGUGGCAAGGAUGGCCCCGCCCACGUCAGAGCUGUCAUGCAGCUUGGGGCUUUCAUACAGCAACACAUGGCCACUAAGGUGUGUCUGGACCUUUGGGACACUCUCAACCUGGCAGAGGAAGGCUCCGUCGGCUGGCUGUGCAGGCAGCUCCAGGAGAGCGACUUCGUCAUGGUGCUCUGCUCCAGGGGCCUCCACCACCGUCCCCUGGCUCCCAGCCGCAGCAACGACGGGAACGACAACAAAGAAGAGGAGGAGGAGGAGGAGGAGGAGGAGGAGGGGGGGGAGGAGGGGGGGGAGGAGGGGGGGGAGGAGGAGCGAGGGCUGAUCUGCCUGGCGGCCGUGGCCCUCAUCGGGGAGGAGGUGGGCCGGGCCCGGGCCCGCGGCAGAGACCUGUCCAAGUACAUGGCGGCCAUCUUCCCGCACUCGGAGGAGACGGACAUCCCCCUGGAGCUCGGCCUGGUGGCCCGCUACCGCCUGCCGGGCGACCUGCCCCUGCUCUUCUCCCACCUGCACGGGGUCGCCCUGCACGCGCCCGGCCGCUACCUGGAGGUGGAGCACCUGUCCCGCGAUGGGCUGGCCCGGGUCCCGUCCGGGGCCGCCCUGCUGCGGGCCAUCGCGGAGGCCGGGUUGGCGGGAGAGGCGGCGACGGCGAGGGUGGGGCAGGGGGAGGAGACGGUGGAGGAGGAGGAGGAGCAGGAGCAGGAGCAGGAGCAGCAGCAGCAGCAGGAGCAGCAGCAGCAGCAGGAGCAGCAGGAGCAGCAGGAGCAGAAGGGACAAAGGGGGUGGGAAGAGUGGGCCGCCGUAGCGGUGUGAGGAGUCCCAGGGCCGAUGCUCUCGGCACCGCGACGUCCGCCUGGUGGCUGGGAGGGCGCGCGCGCAAAGGUUUAUUGAAGCUGGAAGUUUAUUAAAGGGGACAUGUUGCACCACCGGGUGUGAGUGCGACUAGCCUUACAAGCCGUUUCGAAAAUCUGCCCCCAUAUGACGUCACUAGUGGGCGUGUCCACCUAGAUUGUAAGGCGAAUCACGCUCACACCUGGCGGUAUAAUAUGUCCCAUUUAAAAAUAAAGAAAUGAAGGAUGGCUGGGACAUCUUAAGUAUACAGUAUACCUGCCAAAGUUCUCUUGUGCAAAACAGUGCAACCUCCUUUACCCCCCCCCCCCCCCCCCCCCCCCCCCCCCGAGUUAUUCCUGUUAAAAUAGAAUGAGUAUUUUGUGCUAUGCUUGGAAUGUACAACGUUUUAUAACCUCUUCAUAAGCUCUCUUGUGUACUCAAGGCAUUUUAACAAUAAUAUAUAUAACACAGUCGUAUUGCUGUGUAUUUUCAUUAAAGGCACCCAGUGCAACUUUCGAGGCUUAAAAAUAAACAUUCAAUUUCUAGUCUUUUUUACACGUAGUAAGUUUCAAUAACUCCAUACCAUUACAUACCGACAUUCAAGCAGCAAAGAUGAGACGUCGUUGUGUGGUGAGAACUGAUACAAAAUCGAUAACAACAACAAUGCCGCCAUUUUCUUUAUUUUUUGUAACCUACAAUAAAUAAAGCAGGCUUCCAGCCAAUGGAAAAAUGGCUUCUCCCCACCGGCGAUUGUUGUUGUUUACGAUUUUCUAUCAGUUCUCACCACACAACGACGUCUCAUCUUUGCUCCUUGAAUGUCGAUAUGUAAUGGUAUGGAGUUAUUGAAACUUACUACGUGUAAAAAAGACUAGAAAUUGAAUGUUUAUUUUUCAUUGAAUGUUUACAUAAAGUUGCACUGGGUGCCUUUAAAAGUUCUCCGUGCAUGCGUCGGUCAUAUAGCCAAGUAAGAAUGAGUAUACAAUUUAGUAUUUACGUUGUGAGAAGUUGUGUGCAAGCGAAUGUAAACAAUUCAACUGUUGAAAUGGUGAUCUUAAGGUAAGCCAGUUAUGAUAAAUCGGCUUUUUGAAUGUAAAACGCCCACAUCUUACCCCAUGUAAAAACUGGCUGAUGCUUAUCUGAUCUAGUCGGUCUUAACCAUGUACAAUUGUAGUAGUUUGAGCUAUUUAAACAUAUAUAUUUUUGUAAUAUUCAUUUCAUGUUUAUAUAUGUACAAUAAUACAAAUAAAAUGAAAAGCAAGA
Molecule: messenger RNA, 3067 nt
Organism: Gadus macrocephalus (Pacific cod)
Lineage: Eukaryota; Metazoa; Chordata; Actinopteri; Gadiformes; Gadidae
Product: interleukin-17 receptor D
Exons: 8
Coding region: 344-1789 (481 amino acids)
Molecular function (GO): interleukin-17 receptor activity
Source: RefSeq, a predicted model, not a curated record